AUGACGCCCACUCCUGCCUUCCCAAGGGCGCGCGCACGAUUUGACUUGCCGCCACCUCCAUCCGACCUUCUCCAGACACCCGCACCAAGGAGCAUCGCCGAAGAUGACGACCUCACAACGCCUGCGACACGUCGCCGUUCGUUCCUCUUGUCCAUUGUCAACUCGAGCUCCCGACCUCGUAUGAAGACGGGUACUCCUCAUCCAAAUCGCUUCGUGCCAGCUACACCGAGCAUAGCCGAGUCCACUCCCAGAGCAGAAGUGGAAGAGUCAGGGUCAGCGAGUACUGCAUCGGGCGGCCCUGCCCUUCGGGCUGCCUUUGCAGGAUUGACCCCUCGCCCGAGAGCCCCAAUUGGGAACGCAAGGAGGAUUUCCCAUCCUCUCUCCCAGACUAUCACCGCGGACUCGCCUCACACUUCAGACUCAGAGUCUCAAUCGGCGGCGGGCCCGCCGUCUGCCAUUCGACGAUGGGGUACCCCCCAAGCUGUGAACUCACCGUACGAUGGUCUCAACGACAAGGCUUCGUUCGUAUCAACGGCCUCUUCGCACGAUUUGACGACCCAUCAUCGAGUCAACACCUCCUUCGACCCAGCUAUGGGCUUUGGGACUGCAGCUCAAGGCCACGGUGUCGGUCGCUUCAAUGCGGGGAAGCUUAACAAUUACCUUCACAGUCUCAAUCGAAAACUGCAGGAAGAGAAUGAGGCUCUCUUGGCUCGCCUUAGGAAGGUCGAGGAGGAGAAGGGAAGUCCCAGUGCCGACAGGGAGGAGUUGUCUAUGGAGAGCAAUCGAAGAUUCAGCGGGGCAAGUCGUCGCGUGAGUGCGGGUGGCACAUUGGACCACGUUCAAGAGGAUAUGGCGGAGUCUUGGUUGGAGGAGAAGGCGGAGCUCGAGGAGAUGGUGGAGGGAUUAAAGGGGGAAGCGGAGAAGUAUCUGGAGGAGAAGGAAGAAGUCGAGAAGGAGCUGGAAAAGGAGAGAGAGGAAAGACAGAGGGACAAGGAGAGAUGGGAGGAAAGGAUGAAGGAGGCGGAAGAUGGUGUUGCCAAGAUCCUGGCCGACCUGGAGAAGAGGCUCAGUGCUGCGCAGAACAAGGUUGAAGCCACCGAAGAGCGAACUUCGCAGCAGCUCAAGGAGGCGGAGAGGGAGAUGGAGGCGCUGCGAGGGGAGCUGGACGAGGCGACCGAGCGAGCUGACAAGGCGGAGCGUUUGCUGGAGAACGGAAAGGACCUUGGAGGAGCUUUGAAAGAGGCCAAUGAGCGUGUCACGCAGGUCAUGGGCGAUUUGCGCAAUGCCAACUCUCAGAUCAAGGAAUUGGAAGAGGAAGUCGUCCGAGCUGACCACCGUAUCGACGAAUUGGAGAAGGAACUGGCGGAGGACAAGGAUGUCAUUGCGAACCUCGAAGAGGAGGUAGCCUCCCAAACUGAUGCCCUCGAGAAAGAACACGAGAAGGUCAAGACUUUGGAGAACUCACUGACUGAACUGGAGAACGAGCUGAAUGCGACCAAGGAGUAUGUGAACGAGCUGGAAGAGGGCGCCACCAUCGCAGUUGAACAAAUCGAGAAACUGGAGCACGACCUUGCACAGGCCCAAGAGACUAUUGACGCCAUGACCGCCGCAGAAGAAAACACGGCCAAGAUGAUCAAGGACCUCGAAGAAGAAAACCAGCGGGCACAAGAUCUCCACAGCCAACUUGAGGAAGCCUUGCAUCAAGCGGAAAGCAAGGCGUCCGAAGAUGCCGAUACGAUCUCGGAGCUGGAAUCCAAGGUGUCCUCUCUGGAACGCGAACGUGAUCGAUGGAAGCAACUUGCCGAUGCGCCUCGCGAACCAUCCUUGAAACUGGAGAAUGGUCCUACCGAAGAGGAACUCGAGGCUUUGGAGCAUGAACUGGACGAUGCCCACAAGGAAAUUGCCCGCCUAAAGGCAACUCUUGCCCAGUCACCAGCACGGAAGGCGUUGGACAAAGCUAAGGAUGCGAAGAUCGAGUUGUUGGAGAGGGAGAAGGAGGAGCUUUUGGAACGCAACAAGGCUCUCCGAAUGACUCUGAACGAGACGCAGACUCCAGGACGGGUCACCAACUCGAGCAUGAUGUCACCCAUCCAUCGACAUGUUCUGUCAAUGUCGAUUCGAGCACCUCGAACGCCCGGUGCACCCUUGCGCGAUCUCUCGUGGCUUAACAGCACGGCCCAUGACCCCUCUGUCUCACCCUUGAUUGCUGAGAUCAACCGCUUGCAACAUGAGCUCGAAGUGGCCAACGAAAGUAUCGACGACAAGCUCGACAAACUUGAGGAUGCUGGGCUGGGUGUUGUUGGGCUCACUAGGAAGCUGGAGGAUGCACGGGCGAGAAUCUCCGAGCUCGAAGACGAGUUGGCACGCCUUUCAAGAAAGGAAGACCGUCAGAUGCGUCGUUUGUCGAGAGCUCGAUGCAAGAAGUGUAACAUCAAGCUUGACUUCCAAAGGCUCACUGCUGAUGAAAGCAUGACGGACAUCUCGAGGGAUACGAUUGCUACUGAGCCCCCUACUCCCCCGACCAGGACUACGGAGGCUCUCAGAGAGCAACUGUAUGCCGCCAACGCCAGUCUCGAACAUCUUCGAGAGGAAAUGGAAGAGCUGCAAGCCGAUAAUAAGCGCCUCGGAGGGCAGAUCAGGAAUGCGAAGGCUGAAAUCAAGAGGGCCAACGAGAGCAAGCGUGUCGGUGACAGCGUUCAUGGAGAGCUUGAAAAGGCUAAGGAAACUAUCGCCGAGUUGGAAGAUGCGCUCGCCGCCGAGCGCGCUAAAUUGCGGGCCAUCACUGCAGAACAAGCUAAUGUCGAGAAAGAGAAGAAGGCGGUAUUGAAAAACCUUCGCUUGACUGAAUCGGACAUGGAGGAAGUCAAAAAUCAACUUCAGAAGCUUAAGCGGGAGAACCACGAACUCGAAAAGGAGCUUCGACUGAAUAGCACUGCCGAACAAAAGGCACGUCUAUUGGAGACAAAGGUUGCUGAGAACCUUGAGACCAUUGCCCAACUGCGUCAAGAGCGUUCACUCUUGGCCACCGACCACAAGUCUCUGCAACAGCGGUAUUCAGAGUUGGCGGACACCGUUAAUCGACUCCGAGAGGAGCAUGCUGCGCAUUCCACCUCUCAUGACCAAAGGCGACACAAACUCGACCUACAAGUGCUCGAGAUCGAAGAACUCAAACAAGCUCUCGAUGCCCGGUCUUCACAACUGCAAAAGGCUGAGCAAGAAAAGGAGCGUAUCGCGUCUGAGAAGAGUGAUGUAGCCAGGACGGUGGCUAGCCUCGAAGCUGAUUUGCGGCGCGUUAGACGAGAUGCGGAAGCCUUUGGGCGAGAUCUCAAGAGCUUGAAAGCGGAGAAGGAGAGACUCGAGCUCAAGCUUAAGGACGAGGUGGCUAAAGGAGAACGAGCUAAAAAGCAGAGCUCAACUCAAGUCAAGUUGUUGAAUGAGCAACUUGAAUCGCAGAAGAGGAAACUUGCCAGGGCUAUGGAAGAGUUUGAAAACCAUGUUUGCACUGGAGCUGACGAGGCGCAGAUUUCGGCAUUGAAGAUAAAGCAUCAUAAAGAGUGCAAGGGCCUCAUGGUGCAGAUCAAAUAUCUGAAAGCCAAAUUUACUAGAGAGUCGUCCUUCAGGGAGGAUUUGGCAUACCAGAAGAAUUAUCUCCUGGAGCUCCUGGGUCGAUCCGAGAAGAGCGAACGCAAGAUUUAUGCUUCAAUAGCACGAAUCGGCUUCCCUGUUGCACCCUCACAACCUAAACUCGGCCGCAGGCUGAAGAGCAUCGCCCAUUUAAUCGUCUUCGUCAACCGGACACAGAAAGGAAGUUCAGAAUGGAGAAGAGAGCGCACCGCGAAAGCAUCAAUCAACGCCGCUCUCGAGGACGUCCGUCGUCGAAGAGCAAUUGGCUCGUCAUGAUCAAUCGUUUCACCAUCUCGCUUUCAUAUGCCGUUUUCGAAUCUGAAAUAUUUUAGUUGUAAUACUUACUUUGUGUAUCAUAGCAUUAGAGCAUUUGUCGUGUAUUUUAUUUUUAUUGCAUUUUC
Molecule: messenger RNA, 4025 nt
Organism: Coprinopsis cinerea okayama7#130
Lineage: Eukaryota; Fungi; Basidiomycota; Agaricomycetes; Agaricales; Psathyrellaceae
Exons: 10
Coding region: 1-3900 (1299 amino acids)
Source: RefSeq, a predicted model, not a curated record